Molecule: messenger RNA, 2115 nt
Organism: Lindgomyces ingoldianus
Lineage: Eukaryota; Fungi; Ascomycota; Dothideomycetes; Pleosporales; Lindgomycetaceae
Product: pumilio domain-containing protein
Exons: 3
Coding region: 1-2115 (704 amino acids)
Biological process (GO): regulation of translation
Cellular component (GO): nucleolus
Molecular function (GO): mRNA binding
Source: RefSeq, a predicted model, not a curated record
AUGGCUGGAAUUAAGCGCAAAUCUCCCGCUGCUAAUGCUCACAGUGGGAACAAAGACACCAGCAAGAAGGCCAAAUUCGAGAAGUCGGCACUCAAAAAUACACCGAAACCGGAGCUGGCUGUCCACGAUGGAAAGUUCGUUAAGAAGGCCAAGGUGAAGGGCGAAUCAGGGGAUUCAAUCGAGGCCAGUACUAGCAAAGACGGGGAUGCCUUCUCUGUCCAGGAAGGGGCGGACCUAACUCAGCCGGGCAAGGCAUCGACGUUGGCGUCACUGGAUGGUUGUGAUUUAGCUACCUCGUCCCGUGAAGCUCACGCGAAACAGAAGGCGCUGGCCAAGGAACGCAAGGCUGCCAAGCCGAAUGCCGACAUAAUAGACCGGUCCAAGAAGCUGUGGGAGAAGCUUCGAUUGAAGUCUCACGUGGAGAAAGAGGAGAGGAAGAAACUCGUUGGUGAGUUGUUUGAGAUAGUCACAGGGAGAGUCAAAGACUUUGUCUUCAAGCAUGACUCAGUGAGGGUUAUUCAGUGUGCUAUCAAAUACUCAAACAUGGAGCAACGGAGAAUGAUCGCGAGGGAGUUGAAAGGGGAGUUUAAGACACUAGCCGAGGGCAAAUAUUCCAAGUUCUUGAUUGCGAAGCUUCUUGAAAAGGGGGAUCCGGAGAUUCGAGACAUCAUCAUUUCAGAAUUCUACGGCCACGUGCGACGUCUUAUCAACCACCCAGAGGCUGCAUGGAUGCUCGACGACACAUACCGGGCUGUUGCCACUCCGGAGCAAAAAUCACGUCUUCUAUGCGAAUGGUACGGUCCUGAAUUCUCCAUUCGGGGCUUGAAACCUGAAGGAACCAAAACUACCGAACUCUCGGCCAUACUAACGGAGUCGCCUGAGAAACGCAAACCUAUAAUGGACCACCUUGAGACCCAGAUCAAUCAAAUCAUACAGAAGAAGCUUACCGGGUUUACGAUGUUGCAUGAUGCGAUGCUUCAGUACUUUCUUGCCUGCAAAGCUGGGAGUACGGAAUCAAGUGACUUCUUGGGACACCUCAAGCCGGAUGCAACUCUUCGGGAAGGAGAAGAGGCCGACAAUGCAGAUUUGCUGAAGAACCUCGCAUUUACCAAGUCGGGAUCUCGACUUGUAUCGCUAGCUUUCGCCUACGGGACUGCCAAAGACCGCAAAUUAUUAUUGAGGCCAUACAAGGACACUAUCGAAAUGAUGGCAACUGAUGUUAAUGCACAUCAUGUUCUCCUUGCUGCGCUGGCCGUUAUUGAUGACACCAAGUUGACAUCCAAGUCGAUAUUUGGAGAACUUUUACCUUCAAACGACAGCCUCCCGGACAAAGUUUUAAAUCUGGCGGGUGAUGUCCGCGCGCGAACUAUUCUAUUAUAUCCUUUCGCUGCUGGGUCCAAAUGGCUGCUGGAGGCUCAUACGCUGGAACGAUUGUCUGAGCUGUACGCCAUCCGUUCAGCAACUUCAAAGAAGGACCCAGACACACGUUUGCAUGAACUUGCGAGGGCAGUCGAACCGCAUCUGUUGACCGCUAUCGCAGCUCGGGCCUCGGAUUUCGCCUCCUUCAGUUUUGGUCUGCAGUUUAUGGGAGAGGUGUUGGUCGGGGCACCUGAAGUCGAGUUGGACAAGCGUAAGGAAGCUUUGACCGAGGUAGCAGGUCUUGCUCAGCAGAUUCUAGAUUUUACGCCAGUAGCUCCUGGUCCAGAGACGCAUGAUGCUACAGGAAAGUGCGAUUUGACGACCCAUGGCAAGAACAUGCUCAAGACCCUUGUUCAAGGGGGAAAAUUUGACCCAAAAACUAAAAAGGUUGUACCUGUCGAGCCACCACUCGGCUUUGCGGAUAUGUUCUGGGACCAGGUCAAAGAUAAUUUGAUACAAUGGGCUACCGGCCCGGGCUCCUUUGUCGUCGUAGGCUUAGUUGAGGCAGGGGGUUUUCUGAGAAAGACUGAGGUUCUCAACACACUUAAUGCGGGUCGGAAUAAGCUUGAGGCUGCAGCUGGACCUCCAAUCAACGAUAUGGAGAAAAAACGCGGAAAGAACAGUGCGAAGCCUCCUGGUAAAGGGAAAGGGAAUGCGGGAACCAGGAUUCUCCUCGAGAAGCUGUAUUCUAGAUGA